UUUUUAAACAAUAAUACUCUCUUCUACAGGACAUCAAUAUUUAUGAUAUUAAAAAACUAAAAUUCAUACGAGAUCUAUUCAAGAAAUAUAUUGUUGGAAACAAAAAUGAAAACAUGAUACGAAGGCUUAUAUCCAUCAUCCUUGCGUCUUGCUACAUUUUUGUCGAUGGUUACAUCACAAGGCUUCCGUGUAAAUAUCAUGGUAACUUCUCUGACAUCCAAUAUAACAAGUAUUCUCCAGGGAAUGUUAUUAAAUCGAUAAAAAUAGUAAACAGAGACAAGUGCAUGAUUGAAUGUGUGGGAGAAUCAUUGUGCAAAGCGUGUAAUUACCAUAGCUCAACUCAACUAUGUGAUCUUCUAUCUUCUGAUGUUGCAGCAACUUCAUCAAAAACCGGAUCGAUUUAUAUGCGAACAGAUAAUACAAACAGAAACAGAGGACCAUUUUGCAAAAGUCUAAGCCCAUGCCAAGAGAAGACGAUGUGUGAUGACUCAUGCAACGGUGUUGAAUACGAAUGCGUGACAUUAAAAAACGUGGCACUGCAGGCGGAAGCAUCCUUAUCAACAAGUAAAUCGUGUUGUCCCGCUAGAUACGCUAUAGACGGUGACACUACAAGCCUACAUUAUGCGUCGACCCAAGAAAAAAUAACUGAUUGGUUGAAAAUCGAUUUAAAAAGUACAUAUCAUCUUUUAUAUAUUAAAGUAUGGCGAAAAUUUAUUAAUACUUUUGUAAACAUAAAAGCUGGUAUGUCAAGCGUACUCAAAGAUAACCCAAGUAUUGGCAGAAUAGAUGAAAGUGAUGCCAAUGGAUUAACGUAUUUCUGUACAAGCGAUAAAAAAUUUUGCGAAGCAAGAUACGUGGGGAUUUACAGAAAACACCAAACUGCACAAAUUGUGUCGAUCAGAGAAGUACAAGUAUAUGGAUAUAAAGCAUAAUAUACUACGAUCAGAAAACAGAAAGAGACUUAACUAUGGUGCUUCUACAAACUACGUUGACUCUUUGUCUUGUACGCAAAAGAUGCGAUAACGCGCUAACUUAUAUGCGCAAUAUAAAUCGUACAAACAAAAUUUGAAAGUAGCUUACUUUAUGUUCGUUUACGUCAAGUGAUAUUAGAUAGUUGUUGACUCAAGCUUUUACUGCAGGCAAAGUUACAACAUGGAGUAAGUUAAGCCAAAGCUUUUUUUCAGAUUGAAACGGAAAAAAUUCAAGAUAACCGAAUUUUUUUUAAA
Molecule: messenger RNA, 1226 nt
Organism: Hydractinia symbiolongicarpus
Lineage: Eukaryota; Metazoa; Cnidaria; Hydrozoa; Anthoathecata; Hydractiniidae
Exons: 4
Coding region: 114-932 (272 amino acids)
Source: RefSeq, a predicted model, not a curated record